AUGGCUGUGCUCGUUACUGAUGCAAAUGCUACGACAUUUUUCGAUAAUCUUCCAGAAAGUCUGAUAACUAGCACAUUAUUGCCUGCGCAUACUCUAGCGUCUGUAACUCGAACAACUAGCGAUGACUGGGAACUUCUUCAACCAAGCCUAGCAGAAUUGAUAGAACAACUGAUACCUUCCUACCUUUUCCUUUUCAUUGCGGGUCUCAUAUGUUCGCUACUGACUGUUGCGCUUCUGUAUGUACUGAUCGUAUCACCUAGAAUGCGAAAAGAAUCAAAGUUUUUGAUAUUCUUGGCUUUCGGAGACUUGAGCAACUGCAUGGGAAUCUCAUUACUGGGUAUAUAUCGGUAUACGUUAUUCCUUCAUUGUGCGGAACUUAAACGGAUUCCUAAGGAAACUUCUCUUACAUGUGCUGCAAAGCCGUUUGUUUGGUUUAGGAUUGUAGGCAACAUAUGGCCACCGUUAAUGCUCGUACUCAUCAGCUUUGAUCGCCUUUUCAUCACAUGGAUGCCACUUUCAUACAAUAGAUGGGGAAAUUGCACUUGCAUAUUCAGCAUAGUCUUCGUAUUGGUAUUCUGUAUUAUUGGUGCUGCUCUAGCUGUCACACACCGAGAACAACCCGUAAAGUUUGACUGCGGUAGGAAAGCUGCUUAUUCAGUAACCUUUGCGACGGUUAUCUAUUAUUUCGAAACAUUGGGCUACGGAGCCGCUUUCCUCAUCAACGUCGUCGCCUACAUAAAGGCUAGAAGCAUUGUCACGUCAGUGGUGGUACGAGAACAGCUAAGACGUACUCGUGUAUACUUAGCUGUCAAUAUCCUAUCAGUUCUGCUCGUUAUCGCACCAAAUUUCAAGUCACUCUCCAUCCGUAUGCUGCGUUACAUUGGCAUGAGCGAAAAUUUGUUCCUUAUGAUAAACCUCGCAAGCUUGAUCAACUCUUCGUUCAACAUCUUCAUCUAUAUAGCCUUAUAUCAGAGUUUUCGCACAGAAAUCGUUUAUGCGCUAGGAAUGCAAACGUUCUUUGGAAAACGACAAGGUUCUGCCAGAUCUCCUGUCUUCACUAGACGCACUACAAAGAGAUUUACAGAGCUUAAUCAGUGA
Messenger RNA from Cylicocyclus nassatus, 1098 nucleotides. The record is from the annotation of a GenBank genome assembly. NCBI's taxonomy places the organism in Eukaryota, Metazoa, Nematoda, Chromadorea, Rhabditida, Strongylidae.